Neogale vison (American mink) is the source of this 2079-nucleotide messenger RNA. It is a transcript of the gene MIDN, whose product is annotated as midnolin. Lineage: Eukaryota; Metazoa; Chordata; Mammalia; Carnivora; Mustelidae. Gene Ontology annotation, molecular function: protein binding. Gene Ontology annotation, cellular component: nucleus. The record is from RefSeq and is a predicted model, not a curated record. The coding region runs from base 398 to 1909 and encodes 503 amino acids. The transcript has 8 exons.
CGGCGGCGGCGGCGGCGGCGGCGGGGACGGCUGUUGCUAAGGGAGGGGACGCGCGGGGAAGCGCGGCCCGAUCGGCGGCCGGCACCGAGCGCGACCGCCUAAGCGGCGCCCCCUCCUCGGGACCCUCCCCCACGCCCAGCGUCCUUGAAAGGAGCCGCGAGUGCAGUCCCCACCCCCGGAAGGCGCCCCUACGAGCCAGCGCGACCCCGGAGCGCCGCUCGGAUUUUUGAUUCUUGAUUCACCUUCCGCUACUGGGACUUUAUCGAAGAGGACGUGCGCUUCCCCUAGGAACGGCGAGGACCCCCGGUUCGGGGAGCCCAACCCCCCCGCAGUGCCCGGAGGCGCGACGAGGAUUGGCGGCACCCCUUGGACCCCAGCCCUCCAGCGCGGGCCGGGGAUGGAGCCGCAGCCCGGCGGCGCCCGGAGCUGCCGGCGUGGGGCCCCCGGCGGCGCCUGCGAACUAGGCCCGGCGGCCGAGGCGGCGCCCAUGAGUCUGGCCAUCCACAGCACAACGGGCACCCGCUAUGAGCUGUCGGUGCCCCCGGACGAAACGGUGGAGGGGCUGCGCAAGCGGCUGUCCCAGCGGCUCAAAGUGCCCAAGGAGCGCCUGGCGCUGCUCCACAAAGACACCCGGCUCAGUUCGGGGAAGCUGCAGGAGUUCGGCGUGGGGGAUGGCAGCAAGCUGACGCUGGUGCCCACCGUGGAGGCGGGCCUCAUGUCCCAGGCCUCGAGGCCAGAGCAGUCUGUGAUGCAGGCCCUGGAGAGCCUGACGGAGACACAGCCCCCAGUGGCGCCCGGGCCGGGCCGGGCUGGCGGAGGCGUCUUCCGGAAAUACCGAUUCAUUUUAUUUAAGCGUCCGUGGCACCGACAGGGACCCCAGAGCCCAGAGAGGGGCGGCGAGAGGCCCCAGGUCAGUGACUUCCUGUCGGGCCGCUCGCCGCUGACCCUGGCGCUGCGCGUGGGGGACCACAUGAUGUUCGUGCAGCUGCAGCUGGCCGCCCAGCACGCCCCGCUACAGCACCGCCACGUGCUGGCCGCUGCCGCCGCCGCCGCCGCUGCCGCCCGCGGGGACCCCGGCAUGGCCGCCCCCGUGUCAUCCCCCUGCCGGCCCAUGGCCGGCGCUGCCCGAGUCCCCCCGAUGGCCAGCAGCCCUGCCCCCACGUCCCCCUCGUCUGUCACCGCCGGCUCCUUCCGAUCCCACUCCGCUUCCGCCGCCUGCCCUGAGAUGGACUGUUCGCCCCCUGCCAGUGCCGGCAACAGCCCCACUUCUACCCCCGGGGGGAGCCCUACCUCCCGCUCCCGCAAGCCUGGCGCUGUCAUCGAGAGCUUCGUGAACCAUGCCCCGGGGGUCUUCUCAGGGACCUUCUCUGGCACACUGCACCCCAACUGCCAGGACAGCAGCGGGCGCCCGCGGCGUGACAUCGGCACCAUCCUGCAGAUCCUCAACGACCUUCUGAGUGCCACGCGGCACUACCAGGGCAUGCCCCCGUCCCUGACCCAGCUGCGCUGCCACGCGCAGUGCGCGCCCGCCUCACCUGCCCCGGACCUCACCCCCAAAACUACCUCCUGCGAGAAGCUGGCGGCUGCGGCCCCGGCCUCCCUGAGCCAGGCCCGCAUGUGCAAGCCCCUGGGGGACCGGCUGCGGCAGACGGAAAACCGGGCCACCCGCUGCAAGGUAGAGCGCCUCCAGCUCCUGCUCCAGCAGAAGCGGCUCCGCAGGAAGGCCCGGCGGGAUGCCCGCGGGCCCUACCACUGGCCGCCAAGCCGCAAGGCCGGCCGCAGCGACAGCAGCGGUGGCGGUGGGGGUGGCGGGCCCAGUGAGGCCUCCGGCUUGGGCCUCGACUUCGAGGACUCCGUUUGGAAGCCGGAAGUCAACCCUGACAUUAAAUCAGAGUUCGUGGUGGCCUAGGAACCACGUCCCUCGCCUGGCCACCUUGAGUGGAGAGUCCCCUGGGCCAGCCUGCGUGCGGGAGGGCAGGCAGUUGGGGUCAGGGCAGCGGGAGGCCCCUCCCUCCCCACCAGCUUCCUUCUGGUUUUUUGGUUUGUUUUGUUUUUGGGUUUUGUUUUUUUGUUUUGUUU